AUGAGGAGCGGGCGCGGCGGCCGGCGGUGCCUGGGCGGGGAGCCGGGUGCUUGCGCCAUGAACCCCGAGCUGGCGAUGGAGCCGCUGGGCAGCCUGCACGGGGCGGCGGGGCACGAACCGGAGCUGAUGGGCAGCCCCAGCCCCCACCACGGCGGGCGCGGCGCGGGGCCGCUCCGGGUGCCGCCCCCCCCCCCCGCCGCCGCCACCGCCGCCGCCGCCGCCGCCGCCGCACCAGGAGCUGCCCCCGCCGCCCGGCCCGCCAUGGUGCCCAGCAUGGCCUCGCUGCUGGACGGCGCCGCCGAGUACCGGCCCGAGCUCUCCAUCCCGCUGCACCACGCCAUGAGCGUGCCCUGCGAGGCCUCGCCCCCCGGCAUGGGCAUGAGCGGCACCUACACCACGCUGACGCCGCUCCAGCCCCUGCCGCCGAUCUCUGCCGUCUCCGACAAGUUCCACCACCCGCACGCCCACCCGCACGCCCACCACCACCAUCACCACCACCAGCGCCUGCCGGGCAGCGCCGGCGGUGGCUUCGCGCUCAUGCGGGACGAGCGCGGGCUGCCGGCCGUCAACAGCCUCUACGGGCCCUACAAGGAGGUGCCGGCCGUGGGGCAGAGCCUCUCGCCGCUGGGCAACGGGCUGGGCCCGCUCCCCGGCGCCCAGCAGGGCCUCCACGGCUACGGGCCGCCCGGCCACGACAAGAUGCUGAGCCCCAACUUCGAGGCGCACGCGGCGAUGCUGGCGCGGGGGGAGCAGCACCUGCCCCGGGGGCUGGGGACACCCCCGGCCAUGCUGCCGCCCCUGAACGGCGCCCACCACUCCGCGCCCCCCGGGCCGCCGCCGCCGCACGGCCCCGCGCUGCCCGCCGGCCGGGAGCGGCCGCCCCCCGCCGCCGGCCCGCAGGGGAGCGGCGCGGGUCAGCUGGAGGAGAUCAACACCAAGGAGGUGGCACAAAGGAUCACGGCGGAGCUGAAGCGCUACAGCAUCCCGCAGGCCAUCUUCGCCCAACGAGUGCUGUGCCGCUCCCAGGGGACCCUCUCGGACUUGCUGCGGAACCCCAAGCCUUGGAGUAAACUGAAGUCCGGCCGGGAGACGUUCCGCAGGAUGUGGAAGUGGCUGCAGGAGCCGGAGUUCCAGAGGAUGUCUGCCCUGCGGCUGGCAGCCUGCAAACGCAAAGAGCAAGAGCCCAACAAAGAGCGGAACAACUCCCAGAAGAAAUCCCGCCUGGUUUUCACGGACCUCCAGCGCCGAACGCUUUUCGCCAUCUUCAAGGAGAACAAGCGUCCCUCCAAAGAAAUGCAGAUCACCAUCUCCCAGCAGCUGGGCCUGGAGCUCACCACCGUCAGCAACUUCUUCAUGAACGCCCGCCGGCGCAGCCUGGAGAAGUGGCAGGACGACCUGAGCUCCGGGGGCUCCUCCUCGGCCCCCAGCACCUGCACCAAGGCGUGAGGGGCGCGGCACGGCCGGCACAGCGCAGAGAGAGCGGCCUCGCAGCAGGGUCCCUCGCUGGUGACUUAAAGCACAAUCCCCCCGCAACCAACCCCAGCCCAGCUGUUCCCGAGGACAUUCCUACGGCUUCUCGUCAGUCUUAGCAGGCGCAGGCUCCACUUUAACCUCUCUCCACACAAUACUAUGCUCAGGACAGGCGAAGCAGGUCUGAAACGUAGGGGAGUCGUUCUUGAGGCAGGUUUCUCCUGAGCCCCAGGUUUCCGUGGCCGGCGGGAGCCGCUGCCAGCCCGGCAGCCUCCCGUGCCCAGCGCCUGCCGUGUGCUGGCCACACCACCCUGCGGCCACAUGACAACGGAGCACAAAGUCAGAUACUAAAAACCCAAGACCCUGUUUUUAAACUCAGGCAUGGUUUUGUUAAGUGUUUUAGGGGAAAAAAAAAUCAGAUUUAGGGUUUUUUUGGUUGGUUUUUUAGUUUGAUUGAAUCAGCUUGUUCUUGGAUCAGAAAAAUUCAGUUUUCUUGAGCUCAAAGUAUCAAGCACAAAGCCGGUAGCUACAGCCAUGGUCCGGCCCUGGGCUGCCCAGGGCAGCUGUGCCAGCUGCAGCCUGACAUCCCGGGAACACCACGGAGAUGGCACGAGCCUCAAGCACAGCUGGCAGUUCCUCACAAGCUCUGUGUUUGUACCUAAUGCACACUCAAGAGGUCGAUGGAACUGCUACAGUUCAUGGAGCAACACAAUGUUUUGGAAGAUCCAGAUUUAUUUACAUUAUUACAUCCUUUUUAGUUUCCAGGAAUCUGGUUUCUCCUCGGCAACAGCUGUGUUACCGAAACCUUUUUAGUGUUCAAUGUAUUUUUGUUCAUUUUUUCAAUAUUUUAUGGUACUUUCAAGCAGGAAAAGAAACAGAAACAAGCCCUUCAGAUACCAUGGACCGUUUCAGAUGUGCCGCGUUUAGCUCUAUUGCAUCCCUAAGUUCCUUUUCCCUGCCAGCUCCCCGAGCUGGCAGGAACACAGCACACCAAAGAGACAGGAUUUCUGCAAGCCAAAGAUGUUUAUAACUUGUCAUUUCUCUUUGUCAUCGCUGGUGCGGGUGGUUGGCUGGCGCUGGGGAAGCCUGGCAAGCUCCGAGCCCUCUCUCCAGCUCCGUGCAGCGGAGCCUCCCCGGCGGUGGCGGAACGGCCGCUGGCUGGUGACCGGCCCGGUGCGGCUGUGCUCCGCUAGAGACACUUGAGACUUUUUUUAUGUACUACUUAAUCGAAACCAAAGAAACAUUUUCUGCACCUACUUCUGCAACAAACUGUUCCAUUGAAAGAUAAAAUAAAAAUUUAAAAAAACCAAGGAAGCAUGUCAGGAAGCAAACGAGUACCACACUGUGUUCUACAGACAUCUUGGACAUUUUCGGAAGCAGAUCUCAAAGAAAGGGUUGAUGAGAAUGAGAACAAAGCAAAGCCAGUACGAUUGCUGCUUCAUUUGACAAGUCAUCUUAAAGUUGAAGAUUGUCUUUAAUUUGUGCCUAUGCAGUUUUUUCAAAAGAACAAGGAACAGAGCAACCAAAACCUCAACAGCUACAAUACCAAAGAUGAGGAUUCUCAUUACUUGUGUUUCAGUUCGUUUCUCCUCUUGCACGACUAAUGCACAUAGCCCCACUGGUCUCUGGACAGGUAACCACUCGUGAGUCUUUGCGCAACCAAAAGGGUGUGUUAGUUUAUGUUUUCCCUGUUUCCGCCCCACACGGCAUCUCUCCAAGAGCUGCAUGGGCUCCAAGUGCAAGAUGUUGGGAUACUACGCUGGUACGUCUCCUCCCUCCAGGAAACACUUGUGGGUUGGGUGUGACUUGUGUGUUGGUCUCCUGUGUGUCUGGAGCUGUGAACAGCCACCCUCCUGUGCGUGACAUCGGUCGAGUGACCUCCACCCUUCUUUCUCUUCCCCAGGGAUAAAACUUGCAAUAUGUGUGUUCCCAUCCCUGUCACUGUGAGUGCUGAGCAGCACCACAGCCCGGCUCCAAACCUCCACCUGAACCAAACCCAAGUAUUCAGGAGUCCGUGGGGCAGUUCAGGAGUUGCUUCUGACAUAUUAGCUUUGUAAUGUUCUUUGAUCCAGGUCAUGAUGAUCCAAAUCAUGACAUGUCCAAAUUUAUCCUCAGAGCCAGAGCGCAUCUUGCUCCUCUCUGCCUUUAAACAAGGGCUUCAUUUUAACUGCUUCACAGAACCACUGCAGUCAUUUUCCAAUGACUGCACUUAAAAUAGGAAAAAAUCCAAGAAGCCUCGUCUGCUCAGGACAGGAAAAGUUUCUGGAAAGCAAAUUCAGGAUCCUCACAGCUGAACUGACAGCAUGUGCCAGCUCUGGGAAUCAAAGCAUCCUUCGGCAGAGAUUUCCGGGCAGAUCCCAAAGAGAUUUGGAGAAUCCUUGUAGUCAGACAUGGAAUAAAGCUGCCAAAAAUGGUCCCGAUCUGGACUGAUGUGUUCUGAGGGCUCCUCACCCAAAUACCAGAUAUCUGAGUGGGGAGUUUGGAGCCAGCAGGCUGUGGAGCAGGGCCCAGCUGAGGUGGUGUGGUCAUAUUGAAGUUUCACCUUCAUUCCCACCCAAGUGUCCAUCAAAUCAGCCCCUGGUGCAUUUUGAACUUGGCAUUGCCCUCAGGGGAGGUGUCUUGUGCUGGAAGUGUCCCCCUGCAAUCUGCAGUGGCAGGGGAUGACACAGGACCAGUGAAAACCCCAGUGCUCAUUCCUCACCUCCCCUUCCUGCAGUGAUGGGGCAAGGAACUGCAUUGUAUCCCACAGGGAAUGAGCCCCAGGCAUCUCUGAGCAUGUGCUUGGCUGUGGGACACCUCACUGAAGCUCAUCUCACCUGAGGGGCACUCACCUGAGGGACAUCCAGAUAGCCACCUUCCCCAGAGGCAGAGGGGAGCUGCCCACAGCUUCUGGUGAAGCCUGGGAGCAAAGACCUGGGCUUUUUGCUCCUGCUCAGCGCUCAUCCAAUAGCCCCAACAAAGGGAGUUUAGAUCAGGUACUGAAUUACUUACAGAUUUCUCCUCAGUGAAGUUCUCUCCAAAUUGUGGAAGUGUUUGUUAUGCAACAUUACAGCCGAGUAGCAACACACAUGAGGCUUCUCUGGGCUGGGGCCUCAAAUCUAUCAACAGUCACAAGCCAUUUUCACCCAAAAAUCCUGCUGCAAUUUUUAUCCCUGCAUCUCUCAUGGCCCUGUGUGACGUCUUCCAUUUCACUGUCCACUCUCGUCGGCUUUUAUGUAGCAGCUCCCUCAGACGAGGAGCGUCGGAGCCAGAGACUGUGGUGGAGAUAUUUGUCCAUGUGGCAGAGUCUGUGCUGUGCUCUGCCCACACCACACCAAACCCAAGCAGCUGUGUUCCGUCUCUAUACCGUGUAUCGAUGAAUCUAUAGAGCUGUGUAAUGUAACUUGUUGCUUUAUUUAUUGCGCUGCGAAAGACUCGUGUGUACAGAGAGUAUCCCAGCAUCUUCCCGACCAGGAACUUGGAGUCACAACCUUGGGCACAGCCAAGAUGAAGUCAACUUUCAAGAAACCUUGGAUAUUGCUGGAUCUCCCAUGCAGGAACAAAGAAAAUGUGCUCACUGACUUCGGUUGCAAAGCUUUAUUGUGGAUUUCUCUUACCUACAGCUGAAUCCAAAGACCUGCGAAGGACUCAACCAGCAAACCUCACUCAGCCCCGCAGGAGGGAAGGGGAUCUCCUCUCCUGAAGGAAGGCACGGGAACGACACGGUAUUGCGAAGAGUGUGCUGGCUUCGGACACGGCCAAUGCUUCCCUUGCUUGUCACAAUUCCUAAGUAUUUUUAAGAUAUGGGGAAACUUUCUACUUGGCCUCCUUCCUAUUUAUUAUGGGAAAUUUUUAUUGUUUAAAUUUUUUAAGAAGGAAAAGCUUAAAAUAGUUUUAUUUUUUUCCAGACACUUGUGGGUUUUAACCCAAUAUAUUAUCUAUUGAUAAUGUAAUUUAUUUGAUUUAGUCUUAGGGCAGGUCCUGAGAUCUCUGUUCAGUCUGAAUCCCAUUAUGUUUCAGUUUAGCUUUUGAAUUUAGUGGGAGUUUUGCCUGAAUGCAGGCAGCAGGGUCAGGCUCUGAUGGUACCUAUUUGUAUCUAUUUAAUUCAGACUUUUAUGAAUUCAUUUGGGAGUAAUUUUGCUUAUUUAUCCAUAGGACUCUUGUAGCGCAUCAGGGAUGCGAAGCCUGUUAGUAAAUACACUUCAGAGUUGGUAUUGCUUUGUAGAGCAGCCAGGUUCUGUCAGACAGGGGAUGAACAACUCAUUCCAUAUAACAGAGGUCUAGUUUUAAUUCCUUCUUUAAAUUAAUUUUGAUUGUUUAAAUAUCAAAGUUUAAAUUAUUUAAGUUAAUUUCUUCCCUCCUGAUUAGAAAGCGCAACGUACCUUUAUUAUGGCACACUAAGCCUUCGUAAUAUAACUUAUUUAUUUAACUUAUUCAUCAUCACCCAGGGAUGCCCUUGUAGAGUUUUUAUUUUUUAUUUAGAAUUAUCUAUAAAGCACUACAGCUGAUUUCCUCUAAGAACAGCAGAGCGAACUUUGAGGACAAGCAAUGAAUAUUCAACCUAAAACUGUGCGUUCAGAAAAAUAGGGGGGGGAAAAAGAUACUGGGAUACUUUGCCUGAACUUUGUGGCUUCUUAAAACUUAAGCUGGAGGGAAAUUAAUCCAUGCCAAGAAAAAGAGAGAAACCCUUAAACUAGCUGCUUCCAAGAAUGAACUUCUGUGUGUGGAAAAAAAAGAAAAAGGAAAAAAAAAAACAGGAAAAAAAAAAACAAACCAGAAAAAACCUUUCUAUUUCUAGUGAGAACCAAAGAGGCUACCUCACUGACUUUUCCAUUUGUAAUUUUAAUCGUGUUGAUGAUACCAAAGAUACCAAAGAUUUCUUUCUCUGUGCGGUCUGCAUUCUGCUUGUGCUCUCUGAUAACUCCCACCGUUCUCUCCUACACCCAGAAAUGUCCAGCAGAGCCCAGAUUCCCAAAGAAACGCUUCCCUGGAAGCUGCCAGUUCUGGUGACGCCCUUUUCUGUGUUCCUUACUCCUUCCUCCCAGCCAAAACCGUCUGGAGACGUGGAGCCCGUUCCCACUCCAGGUCCCGCUGAUGGAGCGGUCGUGUGGACCUGGAGGUGACUCUGGGGUUUGUCCAUCCGCACAUUCCCUGGGGAAAGGCUCUGCAGGUGCUGCCUGGGCCUGUGUCGGGUGUGUUUGCAGCAGCAAUUAGCAUUGCUAAUUAUUAUUAUUCUCGUGCUUGAGCAGAGCCCAGGGGCUGGUGUGGGGUUCUCCUGCUCGUGCCCCCCACGCAGGCGGCCUUGCACAGAUCCAGGAGCUGCUCCCUCCUCCUCACCUUUUCUUGUUGUUUACAAUUACAGUUUUCAGAUAAAAAUCAAUUAAUUACUUUUCUCGAGUUAGCAAUGAAGCGAGGCUACAUUAAGCUCCAUUAGCAUCACGUUCCUGAGUGAUUACUUCCAAGUUGUUUGGUUGUUUGGUUGGGGAAUUAGUGGUGCCCUCUGGCACUUGGGUUUUGAGCCUGUUUUAUGCUGUUUAUAGGACUGAAGCAACACUCUGAGGAGCCGAACCCACCCCUGGGCACUGCUCACUCCCCCAAGCUCCCCUGAGCCCCAGCGCAGGCUGGGACAGCUGCUGCAGGGCCCGGGCCUUUCCCUAAGGAAUCUGCCUGAGCCAUGCCCUUGGAUUCACAGAGGUUACCAACAGCUCAACACAAACGCUCCGCUUUAAUUAAGUGUUGCCUUUUAUUUUGUAUUUCUUUGGGGGUUUAAGUCUGCGUUGGAAACGGUAGGACUUGACAAGUGUGCUUUUCUCUCUCUCUCUGUGUUCCUUCAAUACAAAGCUAUAAUAAUUCUCAGGAUGCCUUCUGGGCGGGGGGAGCCGAUUGUCCCUGUGCCCUCGGACACAGACAGUCCCCAGAGCUGGCAGGGUCCCCGCGGCCCCCCCGACUCCUGCUUCACUUGCAAAGAGUGACGUUACCACGGGACGAGUGCCUUGCUUGAACCAAAGCAACGAUUUUGCCAGUCUAGACCUCUCUGUGCUUUUUUUUAUUCUUCCUGUGAAUACCUCAGCUUCAACUGGGCCGCCGAAUUGUACCUGGUGGGCUUUUGUACUGUGGUGCUUUGCAAUGCAGCCCUGCAAAGAACAGACUCCUGAUAAUACCAAAGGCUCUCCUUCUCUUUCUCCUCCUCCUCCUCCUCCCCCCUCUCCCCGAUCUCUCUUUUCUCCAUGGUUCCAAAGCUUUAUUACGAACUGGGCAUGUUGGCAACGCAGACCGUGCAAUCCCUUACAGAAUUUUCUCAGAUAUACCUCAUAGAGAAUAGCUGUUUAGCGUAAUGUUAUUAUAGCGUAUGUAAUAAAUUAUUCACUGUUUCUUUUUGGUAACUGUGAUUUAAGAGAAAAAAAAAAAAGAAGCUUUAUACGUUUUAGGUUGUGCUUUUGUACUAGACGGAGAAGGUGCGCUUAAAAAUGUAUGUCAGUAUUUCUUCCCGUUGGGUUUUUUUUGUCAUUAUGGAUCGGGGAGAAGUUGCAGAAUGAGCCCAAAGUUUACAGUUUCAUAUUUUGCUGAAGAAACAAUCUGUGUUCAUUUGCUCUGUUGGGAAAAAAAAAAAAAAAAGAAAGAAAAAAAAAGAGAAAAAAAAAGAUUAUUUUCUACAUUUGUGCUACUUGGUCUGAAGAGCUGAUUGUCCUGUGUGACGGUGUAGUAUUAUGAUUAGCAACUGCCAAUCAGCGCUCCCAUGUUUAUGCAUGAGGCAAACCCUUAGCAGUGUGAUGCAUCGUGGUUCUUAAUGGCAACUUCUUCCUUUGGGUUUGGGACGAGGUCUUUGGGUUGAUGGUAUUUAUUUAUGCAUGGAGCCUGUUAGCUGUUCGCAGUUGUGGCGCAGUUGUGUUUGCAUUUACGCUGGGAAAUCACGCCCAGUUUCGCCCCGUGCAGCUCAGCACUGCUCAGGGCAGGUGUCCAGGUCAGCUCUGGUCUGUCCCUGUGUUAAACAGACCCAAAUUCAGUUCCAAUGAAAUUGCCAUUUGAGGAGAAGUUUGUCCAACUGGCAGCUUCUUGCAAGCAAUUUGAUUCAUUCAGUCACAUGGCAAUACACAUCCUGCUCGCUACGGAGCCAACUGUGCGUUUUUUCCCGGGAUCAGGAGUUCCUUUGGCUUUAUGGCAGGCCCUGGGCACAGCAGGGGACCGGCCGGGGUGGGUGCUCAGGGACCACCCCUCACCUCACCUGCGCUCCUGCCCGGCCCAGCCGUCCCAGCUGUUGUGCCAGCACGGGCAGGACACACGAGCUGGGGUCAGCAGCGCUCUCCCAGCCGUGUCACCUGUCCCGUGGCUGGCCUGGGUGUCCAUCUGAGCAGUCCAGCUGUGUCCCGUGCUGCUCCUGCCUGUUGGGCAGCCCCGGCUCCGGCAGCCCCUUGCCCACCCCCUGUCCCAGCGCCAGGUUUGUUAAGGUGCUUUAUCCCCCCUUUGAUUUCUCCCUCGUGUCACAAGCCGGAUUCACGCUCGAGCCCCAGCUCCCCCAGUUAAGAAUGGGUUGUGUUUUCUCUCCGGGUCCAGCUUUGGAGCCCCGAUGUCCCCCAGAUCCUGGGCCGUACUGGACAUAAAGCCAAACCAACUGCUCCGUACCCUUUACUCUGCGUGGAAGAGGUGGCUUGGGAGUCGCAGUCUUCUGAGGAGGCCUCUGAGUCCCGUCGGUAGAGUGUUGAUAUCGUCUGUCAUUAAGGGUAUAUUAGAGAUGUGCUUUCAUUAGUGCAAGGAGACGUUUUUAUUUGGCCUUACUCGGUAGGUUGUGAUAAUAAUGAAAGCUGUGUAAUAUAGUCGGGGGGUUUUUUUCCUGAUUUCUCUGCCAAAGACAGUAACAGAUACAAGAACUUUAAAUAGGGGUUUUUGUAAGACAGUUGAUGAUUGUAACAGUGGUUAAUCUUCCAGAAAGCUUUCCACGUUCUUCCGCAAUAAGCAGAGCCGGGAUGUUUCGGCAGAGCCCUGCUGGCAGAUGCCACCACUCCUCACCGACGCAGUUGUUGUAAAACCAGGCGCUGAGUACACCUGCAUUCCUCAGUCCAGAGGCAACAAGGGGUAUGUGAGGCCAUGGCAAGGGCACAGCGGGGCCGGCACGAGCUGCUCCAGCUGGCUGGAAUUUGCCAAGGUACUUGUAUUAUGAAAUUUAAGGUCUAUUUUAUUAUGUCAUUUUAUGUCAUUUUUUAACUUUGUGGAAGGUGAUAUGUUGAACUGAGUGUAAGCUGAGUUUUUCAGACAAAUAAAGUAGCUAAAGAGUGAAUGUUAUUUUAUCAUUAAAGGGUUUUUACUCACUGAUUUGUGCCAAUAGAUGUCCUUUAUCUCAAUGACAAGUAUUACAUUGCUUUCAAAGUUUUAUUUAUAGCUAUUGAUGUAAAACCCACACACACAUAUUAUUUGCCAAAGUUCAAUAAAGGAGGAAAACAAUG
Molecule: messenger RNA, 9887 nt
Organism: Corvus hawaiiensis (hawaiian crow)
Lineage: Eukaryota; Metazoa; Chordata; Aves; Passeriformes; Corvidae
Gene: ONECUT2
Product: one cut homeobox 2
Biological process (GO): regulation of transcription by RNA polymerase II
Cellular component (GO): nucleus
Molecular function (GO): DNA-binding transcription factor activity, RNA polymerase II-specific; RNA polymerase II cis-regulatory region sequence-specific DNA binding
Source: RefSeq, a predicted model, not a curated record